AUGAGGCUAGGAUACGAUCGAGACGUCGCUGAUGGAGAGGCCCGACUUCCACUCGUGCGUCGCAGGCCCCUCCGCCCUGAAUCUCACGAUUGGUACGGCCCUAGUGACGUCGUGCCCUAUAACCAGUACCCAAUGCCCCAUCGGACACGAAUCGACGAACUACAAAGGCCCAACGGAAGGACACCCAGGGGAUAUUCCAGGAGUAUGAGUCUCGAUGCAUACCCGCCUACAAUGCCCAUGCCGCCAGCACACCUGAUGCGUGCCUCAACAGAUGUUUACAAGAAACGCCCUCAGUUCUCGGUAUAUGAAGCAGACGAAGAUGAGGACGAUGAUGAACGCUGGCCGGCUAUGAAACCACGGGGUAGACAUCCGGAGCCCGCGAGGCCUCGGCAGGUGGUCCGAAGACGGAGAGAGCCUACGCCCGAGUCGACACCCCCGACAGAUAGUGAAAGCGAGAGUGAGAGUGAGAGCGAGGAGGAAAGUGACGAUCAGAACCAGAUAGAGGUUGUGGUGGAAGAACCAGAGGAGAAACAUAAACACCAUCAUCGUCGACACCGUCGAUCACCCAGCCCAGACGAUUAUCUCAGUUCACCAGAUGAAAAGAGAACGCCACGGAGGAGAAAUCGGAUGCCAUCGCCAUCGACCUCGGACGAAAUAGAAAUAAGAUAUCGACAGGCUUCUUCUGAAAGAGGCUCGCCGGACCGCAGACCUGCUCUGAGACGAGAGAUCAGCGAUACACCCAGAUACAGUCUCCCCACAAGAUUCAAUAGUGUACUUGGUGCUUCUCGGCCACCCGUGGCUUCCAGAAGAACUGCCAAGGUGGUUGAGUCUCGUGAAUUAGUUCGUGAAGGCCGCCCGCGGAGACUACCUAUAGCUACAAUUGAAACUGUUGAAGUCUCUAGGGAGUCUUCACGACGUCCCCCAAGCAUAGCCCGCAGCGGAUUUGGAUCAUCCAGAAACUCAUCCCCAGACCGACCCCGUUUAAUCCGUGAUUGUAAAGGCUGUUUAGACGAGGUCCCUGCCUCUAAAUGCCCCAAACUUGAUUGCGGCCAUCGUAUGUGCCACAGCUGUCUGAAGAGGCGGUUCAAGCAAUCAAUGACAGAAGCUGAACAUAUGCCGCCAACAUGCUGCACCGAUGCCCACAUUGGUCUGGAGCAUGUUGACAAGCUUUUUGAUUCUACGUUCAAAAGAAUAUGGAACAAGAAGUUUGUCGAGUACUCCCUCAGGAACAGGCUCUAUUGUCCGUCACGACGAUGCGGUGAAUGGAUUCGACCAGCUGAUAUUUACCGCGAUCGCGAGACAGGACGCAAAGCUGCUCGUUGUGAUCGGUGCAACACUAAAGUUUGUGUUGCCUGUAAUGGCAGGUGGCAUUUUGCGAGCAAGUGUCCUAGGGAUGAAGAGACGGCGAGGUUUCUUGAGUAUGUCAGAGUUGAGGGGCAGAAGAGAUGCUAUAGAUGCGGUGCUUCAGCUCAGCUCCGAGAGGGCGACAAUCAUGCACUAUGUCGGUGUGGUGCCGAAUUUUGCGUCGUGUGUGGAGAGAAACCCAAGAGAUGCGAAUGUCCAUGGUUCGACCCUGAUGCUCCCGAAUCCGAUCACGAGCAAGAGGUUACACAUCGAGGCGAGAUUCAAGUCUUCCGUGAAGAUAGCACUGAAGAAGAAUCUCGUGUUGCUCGACGGCCACGAAAAGCUAAACCCUCACGGCCCCCGAUUUACGAUGAAGAAGCUAUUAUGCGUCAACAACAGGAGGAACGUGACGAUGAAUUGGUCCGCAGAUCACACUACCAUGGCAAAGACUACGAAUACGAUAUUGGAGGUGCUCCAGAAAUACCUAGGUCUAGCGAUCCUUACUCAGGCGAUAGUCCUCGCCGUGUAGGUCGUAGAGUCGUCGGUGCGCCUCCAUCAUCACCAAGCCGAGCAGAGUUCGAAAGAGGCACCCCCAGAAGCGGAGGAUACUACGGCGGACGAAUGGACAGACGCCAUGCCGAAGACCGUUACGUUCCGGACUCUCCAGGCAUGCGACCUCCACCAAUGGGAAUGCCACCUCCCGUCAUAGAGGAAGGAUACCGCGGAGGUAUAGGACCUCUCAUCGUCGAGCGUGAUCCAAACACUUACGACGACGACGAUUCGUACUACAGCCACAGCUCGCGCAGUCGAAAGGGUACGCGACGCAGCGAGAAUCGAAAGUCUUCCGAGCUCGCCGGUCUCGGUCCACGGACCCCGGGAUUGAACCGGAUCGACGUCUGGCGGACGUUUGUUGAGCCCGGCGAUCCCGAGGGAGAGAUAGCCGCUGCAGCUGCCCAGUUGAUUAUCUCGCCGCUGGACAGCACCCGAAUCCCGUUGUCCAAAAGCCUCUGUGGCGGCCGUUCCCAAUCAGGACCUAGAUAUCACCUUUUUAGCAGGUCCCUUUAUACAUGGAGAGUAUACAACCAGGUCCGCGUCAGGACCAAGCCUUUCGAGUUCCUGAAGUUUGUCCCGCCGCACAGUCUGAACUCCUUCUGGGAGACAGGCAUCGUGAAGGGAUGGAUAGUGUACACAGCAGGUCGAAUCAUGCUUCUACUACAUCAAGUCGGCAGCCUCAAGACAGGCGAAGUCGUUCGCUAUACUAUAACAUACAUACCCUCUCAAGACCGGAUCCUGCCGUCACCUGAGAAGCUCUUCCUGCGCGUGCGCAACACCUCGGCCAUCGCUCUCCGAGCCGCUUUCGUCCACGGACCGUAUACUCUUUCCGCAGCCGCUUACCCCGCUGCGUUCAACCCCAACGAGAAAUUCGAAUAUCCUGAGCGCUAUGGAGUUCCAGAGUUUGAGCCCAUGGUCAAGGCGGGUGGUUCUUGGGAGUGUGAGCUUGUGGUUCCGGUUACAAUCCGACAGAGUGCUGGGUUAGGAAGUCAUGGGGGUUUUGGAAAGGCGCCAGAGCAUAAUCAUGAAAGCGCCAGUUGGAUCGUUGAGGUUUCUUCGCAGAUUCUGUUCUCGACUUCUGCUGCUGUUGGGUAUGAGGUUGUGCUGGCUCGUGACAAGAAGUCCUUGAGCCUUAGCAACUCAAGUCCUGUUGUCGGUGGACAAUCUCAAGUUCCUCAGCCCGGAAAGGUUAGCGACUACCAACAAGGUGUGGAGGCCAAAGAAGGACAUCAUCCUGCGCAACCUCGAGGCGUCUUUUCUCGCGCGAUACAACUCAAGGUCGAAGAUACUGCAGCAUUGUGGAAUACCCCCAGACUUCCAGGCUGGGAUGACAAGGGAGAAGGGCGCGCUGAAAAGCGUUCAGGUCCAGAUCAGCAUGUAGAAAGUGUUGUAAAGACUGGCGAUCCCGAAACGAAAGGCGAUGAAUCAAAACCAGAGAGCCCCAAAAAGAAACAGAAAAAGGUCCACAUGGUGGUUCUGACACAUGGUCUGCACAGCAAUCUUGGCGCAGAUAUGCUCUUCAUGAAAGAGAGCAUUGAUGCAGCUGUCAAGCAAGCCAAGAUCGAUGCCAAGGCACGGCGGGCCCGGGAACGUGCCGCGAGGAAACAAUCAGGCAAUGGUCUUGUCGAAUCAGAUUCUCACGAUACAAAGGACAUGGACAAAGUGGAGGGUGAAGAUGAUGAGGACGAUGAUGAUGAAGAGGUUAUUGUUCGUGGUUAUUCAGGCAACUCGACGAAAACUGAACGAGGAAUUAAGUAUCUCGGGAAGAGGCUCGCUAGAUACGUGCUGUCCAUGACAUACCCAGAUCAACCAUUCCUACCGACAGGGAAAGGAAUGACGGAUGCUGUAACUCAUCCUUUCGAUAAGAACGAUCCCCAGCAGAAAGCAGUACACAAACACAGUACUAUUCAUCUCGGCAAGGAUGGAGCACAUCUUCACAAGGCGGAGCGUCCAUACAAGAUUACCAGCAUAAGUUUCAUUGCUCACUCUCUAGGUGGUCUUGUUCAGACUUACGCCAUUGCAUAUAUACAAAAACACUCACCGCAGUUCUUCGAUCUCAUCAAGCCGAUCAACUUUGUUGCUUUGGCUACACCAUUCCUGGGUUUGAGCAACGAAAACCCUUUAUACGUCAAGUUUGCUCUGGACUCUGGUCUCGUUGGCAGGACAGGAAAGGAUCUUGGUCUGACAUGGAGAGCGCCGACACUUGCAAGGAGUGGUUGGGGUGCUAUUGUGGGAAACCUGGGUGAGACGGCGCAUAAGAAGGUUUAUGGGGAGACGCAACCUGAGUCGAAACCGCUUCUGAGAAUCCUACCUACGGGUCCUGCGCAUACCGCGUUGAAGAAGUUCCGCAACAGGACUGUAUACUCCAAUGUGGUCAAUGACGGUAUCGUCCCGCUUCGCACAAGUUGUCUUUUAUUCCUGGACUGGCAGGGACUCGGGCGUGUUGAGAAAGCUCGACGAGAUGCUGGCUUGGUCGAAACAGUCGUUGGAUUCGGAUGGGCUGAGUUGACAGGUACGAAUCAGGCUCGUCAGAAGCAACUUGGAAACGGCUCAGCAGGACAGUCUGGUACUUCAUCUCCUCAAACUCACGAAAACAUGCGCGAGGUUCCCCAGCCACCCAGCACGGCUAUGGUUGAUGAUGAUAGAGCGAGUCUACGUUCUGUGGCAACGCCGUAUGGCGACGAGGUACCGUCUGACUCUGCUGAUUCAACCAACAGCGGUCCAUUGGCAGGAUUCUUCAAUUUCUUCAAGAGCAAUGAACCUCCCAAGCCUCCGAAUGUGUCCCAGAGGCAGAAGAAGAUAUACUCCAAGAGUCAAACUCUCAAGCUUGAUGAAUUAGCCGAUGGGAGUGGUGAUACUGCUUCUGAGACUGCUUCAGCUAAACAGUCCAAGGUUACAACAGGUCAUGAGGGCGAAGAUGAGAUGACUGCUCCUCCAAGAACGACUAUCUUUGAAUCAGCAGGUGAUCUGCUCAACCCCAAGGUACCGGAUGUUGAGUACUUGAUCGAUCCAUCUAAGCGGCCGCGAACUAUCUUCCACGAUCGAGUCUAUCACCCAGCCGAUAUACCAGGUCCUCCUUUGAAGAGGCGCCCUACGACACUGAUCAGAAGGAAGACUGGCCAACGACAGAACUCAAUAGGACAGGCCUCUACCAGCAGCGCGGAUUCGUCGCCUUAUCCUCAUGUGAAUCAUGAGGACAGUUCAUUGUCAGCUAAAGACUACGAUGAUACAGCGAACACGAAUCCUGAUAAAGAUAUCCAUGAAGUCAUCGACACUUCGAACAUGCGAGUUGAGGAGAAGAUUGCAAGAGCCUACCAUAAGGACCUGUCUUGGAGGAAGGUUCUCGUCAAGGUUGAGCCCGAUGCUCACAACAACGUUCUGGUCCGCCGCAUGUUUGCCAACGCGUAUGGCUGGCCUGUCAUCAAGCACUUAGUCGAUGCCCACUUCAGCGACUCGGCGGCCUCUCGUCUUCGCGACGAGGACGAACACAAUCGCGAGCGGGCCCGUAACAUGAACGAGCCUCCUGACGAGCACGGAGCCGAGCUCAAGAAGAGUCGAGACAACUUGGCAAGUAUGACUCGAACAGAUAGUGAGUCUCGGGAAGCUAUGGAUAAAGUAUCGGAUCUUCCGAAGUCACAGCAGUCUCAAAGAGGGAGCGAUGCAUCAACGCACCAGCGGCCAAAGACGGAACGUGCGGACUCUGUGACGUGGAGCGAGCGAGACUGGCACGAUAGUGACUGUGAUAGUGAUCUUGAUUUUGGAGGAGAUCUGCCUGCGCCAACGUCCCCAUCGGCGCUUCAUCAGCAGGACAAGGGCAAGGAGGCGCAGGGGCCGUCGGGCGGGUGGAACUGGGCGGAGAAGAUUGUGGGCAAGGGAGCUUCACGGGCGAAGAGUCCCGUGCAUGGAGCUAAAGAUGAAUAA
Fusarium redolens is the source of this 5817-nucleotide messenger RNA. RefSeq lists its product as uncharacterized. Gene Ontology annotation, molecular function: monoacylglycerol lipase activity; zinc ion binding. The transcript has 7 exons. The record is from RefSeq and is a predicted model, not a curated record. NCBI's taxonomy places the organism in Eukaryota, Fungi, Ascomycota, Sordariomycetes, Hypocreales, Nectriaceae. Bases 1 to 5817 code for a protein of 1938 amino acids.